This is a messenger RNA of Mytilus trossulus (common blue mussel), 1695 nucleotides long. RefSeq lists its product as uncharacterized. The coding region runs from base 43 to 1695 and encodes 550 amino acids. Gene Ontology annotation, molecular function: zinc ion binding. The record is from RefSeq and is a predicted model, not a curated record. The transcript has 2 exons. Lineage: Eukaryota; Metazoa; Mollusca; Bivalvia; Mytilida; Mytilidae.
GAACUUGGACUUUGUUCAGACAUCUUAAAUCGGACUUUUUCAAUGGCUACAGCGAUAUUUUGUGAUCCGUGCACUGAGGCAAAUUUAUCAAUAUCAGCAACAAAGUAUUGCUCCGACUGUGAAGAGCGACUAUGCCCAGGCUGCGCUGAGUCUCAUACGCGGUCGAAAGCAUUCAAAUAUCAUCAUAUUAUAGAUUUGUCGUCUGUCGAUUUCAACGUUCAAAUAUCUGCGAAGAAAAUCUGCAAAGUCCAUCCAGAUAUGCUUAUGGAUUAUUUCUGCACAGAUCACGUGAUCGUUUGCUGUAGAGCCUGCAUUCCUAAAGACCACAGAAAAUGUGAAAACGUUCUACCAUUAGAACAUGCGUCGAAAGAUGUCAAAAAGUCUGCAUUGUUCUCCGACAUCAUGGUGGACAUAAAACAUCUUAUUACAACCUUAAAUGAUUUACACGACAACAGAGAGUCAAACGUUCAAUUACUUGAGAAAACUAAAACAAUCAUAACCAGACAGAUUAGUGAAGUGAAAUCCCGUUUAUUGAAACAAAUCGACGAUCUUGAACGGGAUCUUCACGCCAAUUUGUCAUCUGUUCAACAAAAACGCGUAAAUGAAAUCAGCAAACAAAGAACAGAAAUAUCACAAGUUUUAGACAACUUAAAAACAAACGAGAAAGAAAUUGAUUUUUUGAAAGAUCAUGGAUCAAAUAAUCAGCUUUUUGUAUCCUUGCAUGAACAAGUAAAACAUAUCCAAAGCGCCGAAGCUAGUGUCCUUAAGUUGAUAUCUAAUUCCCAAGAAAUCAUGAUAGACUUUGAUGAAAAGAAAGAAAGUAAACUUGAAUGUUUAGGAACAUUGUCAGAGUCUGUAAGCUCUUGUCAAAUUCAAUACAAACCAACAAAAUUUCAACAGGCCCAGAUCAUGGCACAACCAACAAAACAUAUUGCUGGAUUUGAAAUGGAUGCAGAACUUCAAUUGAAAACAGAGCAAAGUUAUAAUUUAAUAGAUAUAUGCGUCACCGACGAUAAUAAAUUGCUUCUGACUAAUCAUUAUACAUUCGAUCCGAAACUAUAUGUCUACAGAGACUGCAAGGAUUACGAGACAGAGUUACGGUUUUCCUUUAGUCCUUUUGGUGUUGCUGUGAUACCUGGCACAGACAGAGCUGUUGUCACCCUCCCUGACAAUGAGUCUAUACAAUUUAUAAAUACGACAAAGAUGACAAAGGACAACAAAGUUAACGUUGGAUUUAGAUGUUAUGGUAUUACUGCUGGACAUGACAGAAUCUAUGUUGGAGGUAUGAAUGGUACUAUCAAAACAUUAGGCACUAAUGGAAAAAUUUUAACAACAAUUAAACAAGGAUCUGGUGAUCUUUUCUUCAUGUUAUACGAUUUUAGUCAUAAACAGUUUUUUGUUAGAAGUCCUAACAAACUCCAAUGCAUUAAAUUAGAUGGAACAUUAGUAUACAGUAAGGACGUCUCAGGUACAGCGGGGGUAACACGCGAUAGACAAGGUAACAUUUACUACGGUAAUAAUGAAAACAGCAAUAUACAGAGAAUGUCAUUUGAGGGGGAACACUGUGAGGAAAUGAUGAACAAAGAUAAUGGUAUUCACCGUCCGUAUGGAAUGUGUUUUAACAAUGAUUUUACAAAACUGUUUGUUAUUAAUAUACUUUGUACAUCUGUAUAUGUAUAUAAAUGCAAAAAUUGA